Dipodomys spectabilis (banner-tailed kangaroo rat) is the source of this 1136-nucleotide messenger RNA. RefSeq names its product mitochondria localized glutamic acid rich protein (gene Mgarp). Gene Ontology annotation, biological process: anterograde axonal transport. The record is from RefSeq and is a predicted model, not a curated record. The transcript is spliced from 4 exons. Lineage: Eukaryota; Metazoa; Chordata; Mammalia; Rodentia; Heteromyidae. The coding region runs from base 45 to 764 and encodes 239 amino acids. Gene Ontology annotation, cellular component: mitochondrial outer membrane; mitochondrion.
GGCGGCGCGGCGCGCGGGACGGCGGCGGAGCGCGCGGGGACGCGAUGUAUCUCCGCCGGGUGGUCUCCCGGACCCUGGCUCUGCCCCGGAGGGCGCCCCCGAGCCCCGCGCCGCUCGGGAAGGACGCAUCCCUUCGCCAGAUGUCAUCCAACAAAACCCCUGGAACAUCGAGAUCCAAUAUGCUUUAUUAUCUGGUUGUUGGUGUCACAGUCAGUGCGGGUGGAUAUUAUACUUAUAAGACUGUCAUAUCAGAGCCAGCCAAACACACAGUACAUAUAACCAGUUUAAAAGGAAAAACAAAAGCAGGGUCACAUCCAUCUCAAGAGGACACCCCAGAAGCUAAGGAAGAGUAUUCAGGAGCCACUGAAGAGUGUGACGCGGGCGCUGAGGUGAAAAGCGCGGAAGAGACUCCAGCGGCAGCGAAGGGGCCGGUGGCAGAGGCCUCAGGGGCCACCCCAGGGGAGGCCACGGCUGUGGCUUCUGAGACUGGGCCCGAGGCUACAGCUGCGGCCGUGGGCGGAAACAUGGAGGUCAGUUCUGGAACGAGCCCCGGGGUGAGUCACCCCGCACCAGAACAGGGGGGGCCCUACUGCCACAGCCACAGCCACAGUCACAGCCACAUGGCCUGGGAGAGCCAUGGCCCCGGGGGAUGUCCCGGGCCAGACAAGGAAGCCCUGCGGGCUGCCUCCAAACCCUGCGCUCAGCAUGGCUUCCAGGGAGAAGCCGGUGUGGAUCCCGAGGUGGCCUCCGCCCGAGACCAGUAACCUGCUUCAGAGAACGGUCCACAGAAACGCCCCGAGUCUCUGAUUGCCUCUCCUGUGCUCUCAAUAACCUUAGCUCUUAGAGACUUCUCUGUAGAAAACAUCGUUGUGCCUUGAAGAUGAGGGGUAUCUGCUGAUUGAUUCUUAGACUUGAGAGAUUCCAGAUGUUACAUGGUUUUCUACUGUCUAAAAUCAGACUGUGUCAUUGCAGUAAAGCUUCCAUAGUUUUACCUUUAAAUUCACAUUUCAUAUUAUUGGAAUUGAGUUAACUACACAACUUCGAUUCGUUCUGCUCUAUCUUUGCCUUACUUUAUUGUGUGUAGAUCUGAAUUACUGAGUUUGGUUUGAACUCAUUUAAUAAAAAGAGAAACUGUU